This is a messenger RNA of Punica granatum (pomegranate), 670 nucleotides long. NCBI's taxonomy places the organism in Eukaryota, Viridiplantae, Streptophyta, Magnoliopsida, Myrtales, Lythraceae. The record is from RefSeq and is a predicted model, not a curated record.
CCCCAGCGGUUGACCAACCAGAGUUGGUUGAUCCCAUUCUUUAUUCGACUUUUCCUUUUUGCUUAGUUUAAAAAUCACCAGAACCUGAAGCCCAUUCAAACCCAAAGCUCUCUUAUCAAUCUCUUCGCGGAUUCAUCAUCUUCUGUUCUGCUGCCCUGCUAUCGAACCGAGUUUUCAGCCAUGUCUCAGACUGUUGUGCUCAAGGUUGGCAUGUCGUGCGAAGGUUGUGCUGGAGCCGUGAGGCGGGUGUUGGGAAAGAUGGAAGGUGUAGAGUCAUUCGAUAUCGAUAUGAAGGAACAGAAGGUGACAGUGAAGGGCAACGUGCAGCCCGAUGCUGUGCUGCAGACUGUCUCUAAGACAGGAAAGAAGACUGCUCUCUGGGAAGCAGAAGCUGCUGCCCCCACCCCCCCUCCUGAACCCGAGGCAAAGCCCGCUGAAUCAGAAACUUCUGUAGUCACAGCUGCUUAAAUUUACCGAACUAGUUUGGCCUUUUAUAUGUAGGCCUGUUAAUUGAUUGGAGAUCAGGAGGCCUAUUUACUGAACAAAUGGAAUAACUGGUGAAAUUGGUGUGCUUUACUUGAAUGUAUGCCGAGACAAUCGUUGUACGAUUGAUUAUAUGAUAUCUGUACUGAAUUAUAGAAAAUGUCUCCAAUUAUCUUUUCUGCAAUCA